GGCUAGGGGGCACCGAGCUGGGCAUAGCUGGGCUGGGGAGAGGGGGUCAGAGUGGAUCUCUGUAGGGAAUUUCCUUCAGCAUAGAGGAAAUUGUGUUAAUGAGAGACCUUAGAUGAAUACCGUAUUUUUCGGAAAUAAAGCCGUGGUUUAUACCCAGAUUUUAAAUUUUUCUUGUGGUGGUGCGUCUUAUAUUUCGAUGCGGCUCAUAGAACGUUUUUAUAACAAAACAACAGCAGAAACACUUUUUUCGUGAAUGCUAUUUAAAUAUGAGUUAAUUCCCGGGCAAUAGAAAACAUACAUUACGCACUUAACGUAUUUUCCGGACUAUAAGUCGCACUUUCUUUCAUAGUUUGGCUGGUCCUGCAACUUAUAGUCAGGUGCGACUUAUAUAUGUUUUUUUCCUCUUCAUGACGCAUUUUUUGACUGAUGCGAUUUAUACUCCGGAGCGACUUAUAGUCCGGAAAAUACGAUACUUACUUUCGUUUUCGAAGUGUGUUACACAACGGCAUGCUGUAAGAUCGCCUAUACUCGAGCAUUGCUUGGUAUCAUUGUUCCUGUAUCAAUUGCGGCCUAUAUUCCAGUGCGGUUUAUACUCAGAUUAUUUUCCGAAAAAUAUGGUAGUUGUUUUAGAUAGGAGACGUCUGUGUGUGUCUGAGAGUUUUUAUUUGAUGCUGUUCCGUGAUAUCAGAAUGUUAAAGUCUGGUGUAGAUGGUGAUAAUCUGACUUUACUCGUAGACCUGAAAAGAAAAGCAUGUUUCCAGGUUGAAGCUGAACUUGGUGUCGUCACAGGUUGAAGGACCGUGUUUUCUCCUCACAAGUGCUGAAGAGUGUUUGUUUGGCUGCUAUGCAAAACAAUGUGAUCAUAUCUGCUAUGGAAUGAGGAUUGAAAGCAGGGGCGUAGCCACGGGAAUGUACUCUUCUACUCAGGUCUGCACCACACAAACCUCUGUGAUGCAGCAGCCAGUGAUGGUGCAGCAGCCAAUGAUGGUGCAGCAGCCAAUGAUGGUGCAGCAGCCAAUGAUGGUGCAGCAGCCAAUAGUGGUGCAACAGCCAAUGGUGGUGCAACAGCCAAUGGUGGUGCAACAGCCAAUGGUGGUGCAGCAGCAGCCAAUGGUGGUGAUGACUCAGCCGGGGCCUUCAGACGUUCCUGGUCAGAUGCAGUGUCCUCGGUGCCAGGUCCGGGUUCUGACCCAGACCAAACACACACCUGGAACCCUCGCCUGGGUGGUCUGUGCUUCCCUGGGUGUCCUCUUGAUUUGGCCCUUCUGUCUGAUCCCUUUCUGUGUCGACUCCUGCUUGGACGUGGAACAUCGCUGUCCCAACUGUCAGCAAGUCAUCUACAACUACAGACGCAUGUGAACAAACACACACACACACACACACACACACACACACACUACACACACACACACACACACACACACACACACACUACACACACAAAAUGUGUGUACUGACAAUACAUGUAGCGGCUAAUGAUAUCUGAUGCUCAGUUAGUUUGCUGUUGUUGGUUACAGAAAGCUAGUAAGCUGAUUCAAGUAUUAGGCAAGAUGCUAUCUGAUAGCUGUUAACUGAUUGUGACUACUGAAGAACUUUGUUUAAAACAAAAUACAUGUAUGUUGUAGUGUUUUGGUUUCGAUCACCUGCUUUUGCUAUACUGUUAGAUAUAAGCUUAAUAUAUACAUAGAUUGUGAAAAAUACAUUUAAGAAAUUAUUUUCUUCAAUAA
Molecule: messenger RNA, 1727 nt
Organism: Osmerus eperlanus (European smelt)
Lineage: Eukaryota; Metazoa; Chordata; Actinopteri; Osmeriformes; Osmeridae
Product: cell death-inducing p53-target protein 1 homolog
Exons: 4
Coding region: 877-1359 (160 amino acids)
Cellular component (GO): cytoplasmic side of lysosomal membrane; nucleus; cytoplasmic side of late endosome membrane
Molecular function (GO): zinc ion binding
Source: RefSeq, a predicted model, not a curated record